AUGGAUUUUUGGGGACCCACACCACAAUAUUCCACACACGACACCACGGCAGCUACAACAGUACAAUGUUUCGUCGAGCAAUUUGUACUUAAAUAUGGCGUGCCACGACGGCUGAUCACCGAUCAAGGCAUCCACUUCAAUAACGAGCUAAUGAACAAUAUCACUAUGUUAUUGGGCAUGAAUCACAUCAAAUCAACACCAUAUCAUCCAAUGACAAAUGGUCUCGUUGAACGAUUCAAUGCAACAUUUCAUCCGCAAUUAUCAAAGUUAUACGAUAAAAACUUGACAAUUGGGAUGACUAUUUGCCCGCGCAGCCCGACAACACGUCCAGAUUCAACAACAACAAGCAAAGGAGCGUUACGACCUGAUCCACGAUAUAAAACUAACGAAUUAGUUUUGUGGAAAGUACCCGGGCAUCGCGAAAAAUUCGCUGAACGAUUUUCUGGUCCUCAUGUGGUCAUACUCGCCAAACAUCCAUCAUAUACAAUUCUAGAUCCAGCAACAACCACAACCAGACGAGUACAUGUGAAUGAUCUCAAGCCUGUCUACGCACGAUGUGUUUAA
This is a messenger RNA of Didymodactylos carnosus, 564 nucleotides long. NCBI's taxonomy places the organism in Eukaryota, Metazoa, Rotifera, Eurotatoria, Philodinida, Philodinidae. The record is from the annotation of a GenBank genome assembly.